Molecule: messenger RNA, 2016 nt
Organism: Paracoccidioides brasiliensis Pb18
Product: oxidative DNA demethylase
Exons: 2
Coding region: 1-2016 (671 amino acids)
Biological process (GO): regulation of translational termination; peptidyl-proline hydroxylation
Cellular component (GO): cytoplasm
Molecular function (GO): peptidyl-proline dioxygenase activity; iron ion binding; L-ascorbic acid binding
Source: RefSeq, a predicted model, not a curated record
AUGAAGCGCAAACCAACCUUAGGACGAAACAGCUCGGACGCCAAUGACCAACCCGAUUCCAAGAAGAGGGUUCUGGACUUUGAGACUGUCAAGUCUCGAUUCCGCGACGGGCUGCUUGACAAGGCUACACUCGAGCAGUAUAAGCAGAGCUACGCAAACUCCGCGCCGUACAAACAUGGAGUCAUCUCUCAGCUAAUAAAUCCAUCUCUCCUCCGCUCCGUCCGCACAGAAAUCAAGGACCACCUCUCCUUCACCGAAAAAGUAACAGACAUCUACAAAAUCUUCCAGUCGGGCGACCUCGCUAACCUCGACGGGCUAGACGAUGACUCGCUGUCCAAACUGCCCUCGCUCCUCGACCUGCGCGACGCUCUUUACUCUGCCCCAUUCCGCAACUAUCUAUCAGAGGUAACAGGGGCAGGAAAGUUGAGCGGCAUCAAGACUGAUAUGGCUAUCAAUGUCUACACGGGUGGAUGUCAUUUGCUGUGCCACGAUGAUGUGAUUGGGAGCCGGCGGAUUAGCUAUAUUCUCUACCUGACGGAUCCAGAUGUGGCGUGGCAGCCGAGCUGGGGUGGAGCGCUGCGAUUAUAUCCGACCACUGUUGAGAGGGACGAGUCUGGGAAGGAGAUUAAAGUUCCCAGCCCUGAUUUCAGCCUAUCAAUACCUCCGGCUUUUAAUCAAUUGAGUUUUUUCACGGUGCAGCCUGGUGAGAGUUUCCACGAUGUGGAGGAGGUGUAUUAUGCGGACCCCAAUGGGGAUAAGGGAGGGAAAGAAAGGGUGCGCAUGGCUAUUAGUGGCUGGUAUCAUAUUCCUCAGGAGGGGGAGGAUGGGUAUGAGGAAGGGCUGGAAGAGAAGCUGGCGGAACGGAGCAGUCUGCAGCAGCUGCAAAGUUCCGGGGAUGUGUUCGACAGACCACAGGCCCAGUUGACGCCGUACGAAGGUGCGCCGGCGGGUGUUAAGGAAAGCGAUGAGUUUACAGAGGCCGACCUGGACUUUUUGCUUCAAUAUAUCUCACCCUCCUAUCUCACACCGGAUAUCACGGAGGACCUGUCUGAUGCUUUCGGUGCAGACUGUUUCAUAAUUCUAGAGCGGCUCUUUAACGACAAAUUUGCCAAACGCGUCAGAGAAUACAUUGAAGAGCAGGAAAAGGAAUCCAACGCCCUCCCCACUUCGUGGGCGGAGAUCGAGCAGAAGACGUCUUGGAAAGUCAGUCGACCGCCUCAUAAACAUCGAUAUCUGUACCAGCAGCCACGAACAGAUGGUAACGAGACCAAAACACCAAUUCAGGAAUUGUUAGAAGAUUUAGUGCCGUCUCAUGCAUUUCAGAAGUGGAUCUCUAUUGCGACUGGAUAUAGCGAGCUGACCGAUUACAAUGUUAUCGCGCGACGUUUCCGUCGCGGUGAAGAUUACACGCUAGCUAGUGGGUAUAAAGGCAGGACGCCACGACUGGAGUUUACAAUUGGCCUGACCCCCACGACUGGGUGGGAGAAGGAGGCAUGCGAUGACGAGGAUGAGUAUGAGGAUGAGUAUGAGGUUAUGGAAGAGUGUGGGGAAGAGGAUAUGGAGGAUAUGGUAGAGGAUUUGGAAGGGGAUAUGGAUGAAGACAGCUCAAGCAUGAGCGGGAAGGAGGAAGAAGGGUUCCAAGAAGGGGAUGCUACAGAGGCUGACCAGCAUUCUUUUGGCGGUUAUGAGAUCUACGUGGCCGUCGAUGAUGACGAUGAUGGCGCCGUCAAUGAUGAAGAAGAUGAAGAGAAGGGAGAGAACGCCGACGAUAAAGACGGCAAAAGGGUGAAGAAAUCCAAAAAAUCAGACCCGGCAAUCUAUAAGUCUGCCCCGAGCAUAGACGGUGACGAUGGUAUCCUCUUCAACAUGGCGGCGGGCUGGAAUCGUAUGAGCAUUGUACUGCGGGAUGUGGGGACGUUGAAGUUUGUGAAGUAUGUUAGCCGCUCAGCACCGGGUGAUCGGUGGGACAUUACGGGGGAGAUUGAGCUGAUAUUUGAUGAGAUGGAUAUCGCUUAG